Manihot esculenta (cassava) is the source of this 1188-nucleotide messenger RNA. RefSeq names its product bifunctional epoxide hydrolase 2. Lineage: Eukaryota; Viridiplantae; Streptophyta; Magnoliopsida; Malpighiales; Euphorbiaceae. The coding region runs from base 93 to 1037 and encodes 314 amino acids. Gene Ontology annotation, molecular function: hydrolase activity. The record is from RefSeq and is a predicted model, not a curated record. The transcript is spliced from 5 exons.
ACCACCUAUUUUUUUUUUUUUUCUCCAAAGAGCUACCACCUAAUUGACUCAAUCAACGUCACCCAUCCGCUCUUCCUCAGCCUCUCUCAGCCAUGGAGCAGAUCAAACAAAACCAUGUCGAAGUGAAUGGAUUAAAACUGCACGUCGCAGAAAUUGGCAGUGGUCCGAAGGUCGUAUUAUUCCUUCAUGGAUUUCCAGAAAUCUGGUACACAUGGAGGCACCAAAUGAUUGCUGUCGCUAAUGCUGGCUACCGAGCAAUAGCUAUUGAUUUCAGGGGCUAUGGAUUCUCUGAUCAGCCACCUGAGCCAGAGAAAGGAACCUUCAUGGACCUUGUUGGCGAUGUACUGGCCCUUCUCGACACUCUAGGCAUCAGUAAGGCUUUUGUCAUCGCAAAGGAUGCUGGAGCUUUUCCGGCAUACCUACUUGGCGUCCUCCACCCCAACAGGGUGUCUGCUCUUGCAACGUUGGGCAUUCCUUUUAUGCUACCAGGUCCUAAUGGCAUCCCAACUCAUCUUAUGCCCAAGGGUUUUUACAUAGCAAGGUGGCAGGAGCCCGGAAGAGCUGAAGCAGACUUUGGCAGGCUAGACGUUAAGACAGUGAUAAAGAAUAUUUACAUUCUCUUCUCUGGAACUGAGCCACCAACAGCUAAAGAUGAUACUCAAGAAAUUAUGGAUUUGGUUGAUGCUUCUACUCCUUUACCUCCAUGGUUCUCAGAAGAAGAUCUUGCAGUUUAUGCAUCUUUGUAUGAGACGUCUGGAUUUCGUUUUGCUUUACAGGUUCCAUACAGGAAUUUAAACGUAGAUUGCGGAAUUAAGGAUCCAAAAAUCACAGUUCCAUCAUUAUUGAUCAUGGGUGAGAAGGACUAUGUUAUGAAGUUCACGGGUGUGGAAGAUUUCAUUAGGAGUGGGAAAGUGAAGGAAUUUGUGCCUGAUUUAGAUAUCAUCUUUGUUGAAGAUGGGAGCCAUUUUGUUCAUGAGCAACUCCCACAGCAGGUGAACGAAAUCCUCAUCAACUUCCUCAACAAACAUAGUAAAUGAAAAGGAUGCUCUAAUAGAACCUGAUGUGUUCCUAUGUUAUCCUUUGAGAAAAUAAAGUAUCCUUAGUGCUGUCUGUCGAGAAAGGGAGUUUUUCUUUUCUUUUCUUUCUUUUUCGGUGUCUUUUAUGGAAAUUACAACAUCUUUUUUGGAA